CUUAAAAUUAAAUUAUUAUGACCUUGCUUGGUUUAUUAAUACAAACACCACAAAAACCUUAAUAAAAGAGUGUUAAAAUUCUUUAAAAAAAAUUAUCAAUUAACAAUUUCAAGUGAGCAAUCAGUUGCGCACAGUGUCACGUGACUACUAGUAGAAACGACCAAUCAAAAGCAUCGAUUUUGCGCCCUAGAGAUUUCAAAUAGAGGGCUGAAAAGGGGAAACCCUCACUCACCUUUGUGCUGCUGGGCUACCAUCGGUAAAAGUAGUUUUAUAGUGAGUUUUUUAAACAACUAUUUGAUUCUAUAAGAAAAAGUUGUGUACUGGGGCCAAUCCUACUAUCGAAGAAAAUUAAAUGCCAGCAGGACCUGGAAACGCCAGUGGUGGCGGUUCGUACGUGUCGAUGGGUACGCAGGGGGGCGGCGAAAAUGUUUACCGCCCCACGACGGUGCCGGAAAGCGCCACCACCACUGGACUUCUGGACGGAAUGAAACGGUAUUUUGGAUUUGCGAGAGACGACGCUGAUAAGGUGGGAUCUGUGUCUACAAGGACAGAAGUCGUGAAUCCGAGCAAAAUGCCAACUUCCGGUAUAGCUGAAGAAGCGGCCCUUUUAGGCACGAUGCCAUCUGACUCGAUGGACGACAUCGAACUCAAAAACAUCAAAUUGCAAUUUCCACACGUCCGAUCGAUGUCCAGGGAGGAUUCCAAUGCUUUAGAAGAAGUUGUGGAAACUGACCGUGGAAACGUGGUUGUUGCCAUACAAGGCAACAGAAACAAACCCGCUAUCGUGACUUAUCAUGAUUUAGGUUUAAAUUAUGUUUCAAAUUUCCAAGCUUUCUUCAACUACAUCGACAUGAGGGCUUUGAUAGAAAACUUUUGCAUUUAUCACGUCAAUGCGCCUGGACAAGAGGAAAAUGCUCCAACAUUGCCUGAAGAUUUUAUUUAUCCAACAAUGGACGAACUGGCUGACCAACUAGUCCAAGUUGUGCGACAUUUCAAUCUGAAACAGUUCAUCGGUUUUGGAGUGGGAGCUGGCGCCAACAUUUUGUGCCGCUACGUCCUCAACCAUCCAGAAAUGGUGUCCGCUCUAUGUUUGAUCAACUGUACGAGUACGCAACCCGGCUGGAUUGAGUGGGGCUACCAGAAACUGAACACCCGGCAUUUGAGGUCCAAAGGCAUGACCCAAGGGGUUUUGGAUUAUUUGAUGUGGCACCAUUUUGGACGAAACACUGAAGAUCGUAACCACGACCUGGUGCAAGUCUACAAGUCCUACUUUGAAAGGAACGUGAACCCUGUGAAUCUGGCUUUGUUCAUUGACAGUUACGUAAAAAGAACAGAUUUGAACAUCCACCGAGAUCCAGAUCCCAGCAAGAAAAACGCCUCAACUUUAAAAGUGCCGGUCAUCAACAUUACCGGUGCUCACAGUCCCCACUCGGACGACACUGUGACUUUCAAUGGAAGAUUAGAUCCUACAAAUUCUUCAUGGAUGAAGAUUUCUGAUUGUGGCAUGGUUUUGGAAGAACAACCGGGCAAAGUCAGUGAAGCUUUCAGAUUGUUUUUGCAAGGCGAAGGCUACGCUGUUCAUGUGAGACGAAGAUCUAGCUGUAUGAGUGUUGGUUCGUUAGGAACGUCACCAAAGUAAAAAAAAAAGCUUUUAUAAAUAGGGUAUAAGUUUGCUUUAAAGUGAGGUCAGCGACUAUGGACAUUGGCUCCGCUGUCUCCCGUAAAAAUGGCCAUGUUCCGUAAACAAUCGCUGGAAGAAUUAUUUAGGGCCCGACUUCAAAGUACCGGUCAGUGCUUGCAAGGAAUUAUUAACAUUACAGAAAAUCCUAUAUCGGCUGUAGUUUGUUAAACUCACUUAAAUUUUUGAAUCUCAUUUAAAAACUAUAGAUUAUUUAGAAGCUAUUUUUGGAUUGGGGACACAAAAUCAAACUACAGGGAAUGAUUUAUAAUUUUACAUUAGGAUUGGAGGGUAAAAACUGUAUUGAAAUUUAUGUGAUAAAUCAAUGAGGACAAUAAUAAAUUUCAAUACAGAAAUUUCAAUAUAAUAAUUUCUUGGCCACUGCCUCUAUAUCAAGGAAAUAGAAGAAGCGAAGCACAUAUCCUACACAUUGAACUAUAAAGGAAUUUUUAUAAAUUUGAUUUUUAAAUAAAAAACAGAGCUUAUUUUACAUAAAUAAUUUGAAUCCUACCUAGACAAAGGAGGAAUUGUAUUAAUUUAGAAAUAGUAUAUGCUUUGUAGAUAUUCUUUAUUUUGCCAGGGUGUUCAAUCAAUCAAAAAAAAAUUAUUAUAAUAAUAAUAAUAAUUCACCCUGUAUAAUAUGUAUUAUUAGUAGUAUUUAGGCCGUGUUGCUUUUUAACUUUUUAAGUAUAAAAUAAUAUAUUUUUAAGACGAGCUUUUUUAUUUUUUGUUUCAAACUACAGUAUGCUUUAGUUUAAGGCCGAUUUCAAGUGCAAAAACUAAUUUAAAUGUGAUGGAAUUAUAAAAAUAAAAUACUUUAUAUAAGAAAAAUAAUGCGCAUUGUGCCUCACUUUUGAUUAUAAUUUAAGUUAAGCACUGAUUGAUUUUAAUAAAAAUUGUUUGAAAAAAUGUUUGAAAUUA
This is a messenger RNA of Ceutorhynchus assimilis (cabbage seed weevil), 2599 nucleotides long. The record is from the annotation of a GenBank genome assembly. Lineage: Eukaryota; Metazoa; Arthropoda; Insecta; Coleoptera; Curculionidae.